CUCCUCGCGUGCUGCGGGGCAGCAGGCCGCCAGGCUGCUGUCCGUGCGCCUGGCCGCGCGUGGCCGAGGCCGAGAGGCGGCUGGCGCCGCCCGGCAGCGUCCGGGCGCCCUCGACAGCUUCUUGGAGGCCAAGAGGGCGCACCGCUCCCCGCUGACGUCCGUCUUCACCCUCGGCGGCGCCGUGGGCGCCGUGGCCGGGGCGGCGGGCCGGGGGCGGCGGCCGUCCGCGGGCGGCGGCGGCGGCGGCCAGAAGAGGAGCCGCUGCAGCGCGGUGGCGGUGGAGGAGGCGGGCUCCGCCGUGGCGGUCGAGAGCAGCCUGGGGCCCGACGGCCGUUUCCAGGGGCCGUUCGUUCCCGCGCCCGACCCCCCGUACCUGGGCGACCGGCUGAAGGUAUGGGAACGACUUGCUGAAAAGAAGCGGGCUGAAUCAGAUGCCAGACCGAAGGAGCCCAUCAAGAUUGAACUCCCCGACGGCUCGGUCAGAGAAGGCUUGAGCUGGGCCACCACGCCGAUGGAGAUUGCAGAGAGCAUCUCCAAGCGCCUGGCUGCCGACUCAGUCGUGGCCCUCGUGGAGUACAGCGAUCCAAGUCUUGCGGUCGCCUUCGCCGACGUUGACCAGGACGUGGACGACUCUGACGACGAGGAGGAGGCCGUCAGCGCUCAGCUCUGGGACCUCAGCCGGCCCCUCGAGGGCGACUGCCGCCUGGAGCUCGUGAAGUUCGACGACCCCCGCGGCCAGUCCGUGUUCUGGCACUCCUCGUCGCACGUGAUGGGCUCCGCGCUGGAGCGCGAGUUCGGCGGCCACCUGACCUGCGGGCCAGACGUGGACGGGGGAUACUAUUACGACGUCUUUCUGGGGGACGAGCGGCUUUCGGAGGCCGACUACGAGAGGAUCGAGAAGAGGAUGCAGACCGUCCGCCAGGAGGACGCGCCCUUCGAGCGGCUGGUCCUCACCAAGGCGGAGGCGCUGGAGCUGUUCGCCGGGAACCCGUUCAAGGUGGACUUGAUCAGGCGAAAGAUCACAGACGACACGCUGACGACGGCGUACCGGUGCGGCCCGCUCAUCGACCUGUGCCGCGGGCCCCACGUCCCGUCCACGGGCCGCAUUAAGGCCUUCCAGGUGACGAAGACGUCGUCCUCCUACUACUGCGCCUCCGCCGAGAAGGACAGCCUGCAGCGGGUCUACGGCGUGUCCUUCCCCAGCGACAAGCAGCUCAAGCAGCACAUGCGGCGCCUGGAGGAGGCCAAGGAGCGCGACCACCGGCUGAUCGGGAAGAAGCAGGAGCUCUUCUUCUUCGACGCCGUGACCUCCCCAGGCUCGUGCUUCUGGACGAGCUACGGGGCGCGCCUCUACAACCGCCUCCAGGAGCUGAUGCGGGUCGAGUACCGCUCGCGCGGCUUCGAGGAGGUCAUCACGCCGAACAUAUACUCGGCCGACCUCUUCAAACGAUCUGGACACUACCAGAAUUAUCGAGACGACAUGUACGGCUUCAAGGUCGAGGGGCAGGAGUGGUUCCUGAAGCCGAUGAACUGCCCUGGCCACUGCAUCAUGUUCGGCAGCCGGCCCCGCUCCUACCGCGAGCUGCCCAUCCGCCUGGCCUCCUUCGGCGUGCUGCACCGGAACGAGCUCAGCGGCACUCUCUCGGGCCUGACGCGGGUGCGCCGGUUCCAGCAGGACGACGCCCACAUCUUCUGCACGGAGGGCCAGAUCAAGAGCGAGGUCGCCGCGGCCCUCGACUUCGUCUUCGACAUCUACGAGCUCUUCGGCUUCGAGUUCACGCUCGCCCUGAGCACCAGGCCCAAGAAGGCGCUGGGCGCCCUGGAGAUGUGGGAGCGCGCGGAGGAGCAACUGCGACAGGCCCUGGAGGAGACGGGCAAGCCGUGGAGCCUGAAGAAGGGGGACGGGGCGUUCUACGGCCCCAAGAUAGACAUCCAGCUCAAGGACGCGCUCGGCAGGGGCCACCAGUGCGGGACGGUGCAGCUCGACUUCCAGCUGCCCCUCCGGUUCAACCUCCGCUUCCAGUCGGAGAGGGGCGAGGCGGCGGCAGAGCCGGAGGCGGAGGCCGCGAAGGAGGCCGCUAAGGAGGGCGAGGCCGGCGCGGAGGCCCUGCCGCUGGGCUACGAGCGCCCCGUCAUCUUGCACAGGGCCAUCUUGGGCUCUGUGGAGCGCAUGCUUGGCGUUCUCUGCGAGCACUAUGGGGGCAAGUGGCCGUUCUGGCUCUCGCCGCGGCAGUGCACCGUCGUGCCCGUGUCCGCGGACGCCUUCGAGUACGCCACGUUCGUGAAGGAGCAGCUGCACAACCGUGGCUUCCACUCGGAGGUGAACCUCUCCCCCGCCACAAUGAAUAAGAAGAUCAGGGAGGCGCAGCUGGCUGGAUUUAACUACAUCCUGGUGGUGGGCAAGGAGGAGGAGGAGAGCCUGUCGGCCAAUGUCCGGGUGCGCGGUGAGAAGAAGCCCGUGGGCACGAAGUCGCUUUCCGAGCUCAUGGACGAGCUCGAUCUCGAGAACACCCCGUGGAAGGGGAGAAGCAAGGGGGGGCGCGACUUGGUCUUCAAACGCAGUUCGCCCGUUGAGGAUGCAUCGCCUGUUGAGGAUGCAUAGGUGGGGCCACACCUGGGUUUGCAGCCGCCGGGCCGCAGAACAAGAUGGAGCUCACUCCUGACGCCAUGUUUUUUGGCGUCGAGCGCAGCGCUCGCGUGUCACCCGAGAUUUUCGGAGCGAUUGUUUGCUCCAGCACGGGGCCAGUCAUUGGCUCAGAGAUUUUCUUAUUCUCAGUGAAUUUAUCGCCAUUGGCAGCGCAGCUAGCGCCUGCCCGACGCACGUCACAGGCUGAGGUUCCGUGCGAGCCUGCUCGCAGGUGCGUCGGCCCGCACGGCAGGUUUCGUCGCGGUGAAGAAGGUGAAGUAGCAUUACUCUUCAACAAUGAA
This is a messenger RNA of Prorocentrum cordatum, 2928 nucleotides long. Lineage: Eukaryota; Dinophyceae; Prorocentrales; Prorocentraceae. The record is from the annotation of a GenBank genome assembly.